Messenger RNA from Acanthosepion pharaonis, 1134 nucleotides. The record is from the annotation of a GenBank genome assembly. Lineage: Eukaryota; Metazoa; Mollusca; Cephalopoda; Sepiida; Sepiidae.
AUGUUAGAAAUAUUUUCUGCAACAAAAAAACUAAAGGAAAUUGACUCUGCCCGUGCACGGUCAACAAGUGCACUCUAUGGCCAUGCUUCUGGGGAAGGAGAAGAAGAUGAUGAAGAGGGAGGGUUUCUAUCUCGGAUUUCCUUACGAAAAAAUAAAAGUCGAUCAGAAGAUAGUUCUAAUUCCGGGAAGUCUUCCAGUAGAAAUAGUUUAAACAGUACAGAAAGUCAGGAACAUUUCAAGGAAGGUUUGAAAGGACGAAGGUCAUCCGUUGAAAAUUCAGAGCCGAGUGUGGAUCUUGAAGCUGUGGCCAAAACUGAGGCACUUAAUACAGAUGCUGCAAAAUUCAAAAUCUCUGUUCGACCAAAAGGAAGAAAAGGAAGUCGGCAAAGUCGUAAGAGUCGACAGAAGGUUGCCUCCAACUUGCCAUGCUUAAAUGAAGAGCAACAAACAUUUACAAGUCCGUCCUUGAAUAAAGAUGAUGUAGAAGAAAUUCCACCAAAAGUGGAAACUGAGAUUUUUCCUCCAAAAGAAGAAAUAACAGAACCUGUUGCAAAAAAGAAGAGAGAACAAAGGAUUCCACUUGAGGAUUUACCUCCAAAACCCAGACCCAAAUCUACACCAGUGACAAUUCAUUCUACUGAAGAAACCCAUCAGAUAUCAAAUACAGUGAUUGCCACACCCACAAAAAAUGAUUCUUCCAAGCAUUCCAAAGAACCCUUUUCUGAUGAAGUUAAUACAGUAGCUACUAGUUCUAAGAUGACUGUUGACAGUCCCACAAAAACCACCACAAAGGUGGUGUCUGAGCCUGCAAAACAAUCAUUGGCUCCAAAAUUGAAAUCAUUUGAGCAGACCUCCUCAGCUGCCAAUGAGAUUGCUGGUUCCGGAAUAGACGUAACUCAGAAUAAUACCAAUCGGCUUUCUGCUUUAUUUGAGGCAAAGAGUGUUGCAGCAUCCCAUGUCGACCCAGGAACAACCGUCAAGAUUGAGGUUAUUGCAAAAGAUGACAGUAGUGAGCAGAAGACUGUAAAACUCAGAGAAAAGGGGAAGAGUACAGAGAAGAUAUCUGAACUUUCUUCAAGACAAUCCAAGGUUUUGGAUUUGGUAAAAAAUUUUCAGAAACUGCAAGCUACCUAA